AUGUCAGCGGCUCUUGUCACCCCGAAGCAACUGAGGGACCGGCUACUGCGCGCCAUCGAUGCUCAGCGCAAUAUCCACAACAUGGCGGCAGUGUUGGAGGUGAUUUCCAGUUUGGAGAAAUACCCUAUCACCAGAGAGGCUCUCGAGGAAACCCGGUUGGGGAAGUUAAUUAACGAGGUGAGGAAGAGGACAAGGGACGAAGACCUCGCCAAGCGAGCCAAGAAGCUCUUGCGUAACUGGCAGAAGUUGAUCGAACCAGCGCAGAACGAGGUGGCCCUGAGAGAAUUCUCCGGAACCCCAGUCUCUGCCAAUGGGGAUUCGCUCUCCCCUCCCUCUCUCAGUUCGGGCUCUGACGUGACGUCCUCCGGGCUGGGGACUGCCGCUCAUCUCCAUAACGCUCACGCGCCUAAACCUGAAACGGCAAGCCACAGGAAACGCAAAGCAGAGAGGCAAGAAGGGUGGCACGCUCCAACCAGCACCUCCAAAAUAUCGACCAAUGAGAAGGAUCGCGCAGAGGUGUCAACCAAUGGGACUGCUGAAAGUCUGGAGAGACGCCCACCGCUCCACCGGGCCUCUGUGGAUUGCCUUCACAAUGAGAAACCCAGCAGGAUCCCAGUCAGCACAGUGAGGCCUCACUCCAGUUCCCCGACACUCCACACCAAACAGGCCAGCACUUCCCCGUCCCUCAGGAAGCCAGUGUUACUACAACAACAACAACAACAACAACGACAGGUAAACAUUGACGUGGCCGCUUCGGGUCGGGGGCAACAGCCGCCCAAGAGCUCUUCAAAUCCCAGAGGAAUGACGCAAGACGUAUUAGCCAAGGGAAAAACACUGCCUAGCACUAAAGUCACUCAUCCAGUCCCUGUGCACAGCCCCAGGUGUCUGGAGAGCACUGGUUUAUUACCUGCCUCCGUACCUUUAAGUUCUGCGACCCAGACCUCUCACACCGAUGGGCUGCGGAAUUCUCAGGCCUCGUUCCAAAGGGAGGGGCAUGCGUACACGGACCCGUCCCACCAGCACAACGAUAGGGUACUGGAAUCCAAACAGGACUCGCAGCAGAAUUCUAGACCCGCCCCUUUGCCCCCUCGUCCUGGGCUGCUGGGUGAGGUGGAGAACGUGGACGGCGAUCUCAAAUCCGUAGAGAGAAAACGCCGAAAGUACAGGUCCAGAGAUUACGGGGUCAACUUAGCCGGGCAGCCUACGGAGGACGUUUCCAAGCCCGUUCGGUUAAAGGACCGAAAGCUAACGUUCGACCCUCUGACGAGACAAAUCAAACCUUUAGCGCAGAAAGAGUCGAACCAGAGGGAGGAGGAACCAGCCGUGACCCUAAAUCAUCGGACGGACCCGCCCGUGAAGCAGAACACGCCCGCCCCUGUGGCGAGUCCCUUCCAGCAGACCAACUGGAAAGAGCUGUCGCGGAACGAGAUCGUCCAGUCGUACCUGAACCUCCAGAACAACGUCCUGUCGUCCUCCGGAACGCACACGCCCGGGGCCCAUUUCUUCAUGACCGAGUUCCUCAAACAUGAGGAUCAUCACGGCGAAGAGUCCAGAGCGACCCACUCGUUGGUUCCGGACCCGCCCGUACUUGACUUGCCGGGCGUCACUAGAGAGGUGACGGCACAGGACCUCCACAGGAUCCACACGGACCGCUGGCCUGGGGUGAAUGGCUGUUACGACACCAGGGAUAACUGGUACGACUGGACCCAGUGCAUCUGUUUGGAUCCCCACGGGGAUGAGAGCAGAUUGAACAUCCUGCCGUAUGUUUGCUUAGACUGA
This is a messenger RNA of Chanos chanos (milkfish), 1779 nucleotides long. RefSeq names its product mediator of RNA polymerase II transcription subunit 26-like. The transcript has 3 exons. Lineage: Eukaryota; Metazoa; Chordata; Actinopteri; Gonorynchiformes; Chanidae. Gene Ontology annotation, cellular component: mediator complex; core mediator complex; nucleus. Gene Ontology annotation, molecular function: transcription coregulator activity. Gene Ontology annotation, biological process: regulation of transcription by RNA polymerase II; positive regulation of gene expression. Bases 1 to 1779 code for a protein of 592 amino acids. The record is from RefSeq and is a predicted model, not a curated record.